Seriola dumerili (greater amberjack) is the source of this 1730-nucleotide messenger RNA. RefSeq names its product golgin subfamily A member 7B-like (gene golga7ba). The coding region runs from base 32 to 544 and encodes 170 amino acids. NCBI's taxonomy places the organism in Eukaryota, Metazoa, Chordata, Actinopteri, Carangiformes, Carangidae. The record is from RefSeq and is a predicted model, not a curated record. Gene Ontology annotation, biological process: peptidyl-L-cysteine S-palmitoylation; protein targeting to membrane. The transcript is spliced from 5 exons. Gene Ontology annotation, cellular component: palmitoyltransferase complex.
UCCCUGUGUCCCAGUAAAGCAAUUUCAGCGCAUGCAGGGACUCGUCCCUACGGCCACGGAUGGCAACAUGGCGACAGAGUUCCACAACCUGCAGGAGUUGAGGCACAGUGCAUCUCUGGCCAACAAAGUCUUCAUCCAGAGAGACUACAGUGAGGGAACCACCUGCAAGUUUCAGACCAAGUUCCCCUCUGAGCUGGAGAGCAGGAUUGAGCGGACACUGUUUGAAGACACUGUGAAGACUCUGAAUAACUACUAUGCAGAGGCAGAAAAGAUUGGAGGACAGUCCUACCUGGAGGGCUGUCUGGCCUGCGCUACAGCAUAUCUCAUCUUCCUCUGCAUGGAGACACGUUACGAGAAGGUGUUGAAGAAGAUAGCCAAGUACAUUCAGGAGCAGAAUGAGAAGAUCUAUGCUCCCAGGGGUCUGCUCAUCACAGACCCCAUAGAGAGGGGAAUGCGGGUCAUAGAGAUUUCCAUCUAUGAAGACCGGGGCUCCAGUGGCUCCAGCUCAGGGAGCAGCUCUGUGUCCGGCAGCACUGCUCGAUGACUGGGUACUUCCUGAUCACCAUGUCCCCCUGAUCACUCACAGCCCCGGAGGAGAAGUUAGGACAAUGAUACCACUCCUGUUCCAAUACUUAGCACACACAUCCCUCACCUAUGCUCACACAAAGGAUUUUCUAGCUUUGUUUUUUUUUUUUUUUUUUUUGUCAUCACAUGCUUAAAUUGUUAAAGCUUUUUUCACAGUGAACGCUUCAAACACGCACUUUAGUAGUUUCCUGCAAAGCAAUGUGCAUGCACACUGACACAGUCAUGUUUGGAAGCAAUGUCUAAAUGAAAAGAAAAAAAAAAUCUAGCUGGUAAUACUUUGUGUGAUCGCAUCAUUACCUUCCUUCCUGUGUUGUCUGGUGGGUGACAAAAAAGGAUGGAAGGAAGUGAGAAAAAAAUGGAGGAGGUGUUGUGACAGGAGUGAAGACCACAAGCCUCACCAAACCUCAUACCUCAGCCACCACAGCUGCACCAUGUAGUCCGGAUCAGCCCCAGCUGCACCCUGACCCCACCGGACCAACUAGGAAACUGGACACAUCACCAUUAACCCUGCACACCGGACAACAGCUUGUAAAGAUGUUAUCUGUGGCUCAACUGAGUUUCCAGAUUUUAGCAAAUGUAAAAAGUAUGUACAAGUGUUUGAGCAGGGCACCACAAAGUUUCACCUUCCCAGAGCGCAGAUUAACUGUACGAAGAAGCUCUUCCUCCAUCACCUCUGCUGUAAAUCAUGCUGUCUGGUAGCAGAUGAAUGUCAUUCAGCCCGUCCAUGUCUAUAAUGUAGCAGAUCUUCCAUAUCUCUCACAUGAAGCUAAUUAGACACACAAACACGGACACGUGCACAAACCUAAGUACUAACCUCUUGGUUUCAAGUAGAGAGACCAACUUUUCCUAAAUUUUGAUUAUGCAAAGACAUACUGUGCAUUGAAUGCAACAGUAAGUAGACUGAGGAUGGGUCAAAAAGUCUUCCUGAAUCUUACCUGUAGUGUUUUAAAAUACACCAACCCUUCCUUGAUUCCUGAACAAACUUCCAAAGAACAAUAACUGCCAAAAACUGGCUCAAAAAUGUGAAUGUGUCUUUUAUUUUGGUGACAUUGUGUGCAAGAACAAACUUUCGUACUGCUUGUUGUUUGAUACACAUGGCAAUGAGGUAUAUAUGACUGGUGUCAAAUAAAUACUGUUUCAUCACA